Pelagomonas calceolata is the source of this 678-nucleotide messenger RNA. Lineage: Eukaryota; Pelagophyceae; Pelagomonadales; Pelagomonadaceae. The record is from the annotation of a GenBank genome assembly.
GCGGCGCCGCGGGCUGCGGCGGGCCCUCGGUCAUCGCGAGGUAGGCUUCUAAGGCUUCUAAGUCCCGCCCCGGGGCCCUCCUAUGCUUCUUCUUCUUCUUCUUCUGCCGACCGCGCGGCGGCGUCUCCAACGUCCGUCGCCGGCGUGUGUCGUCGUCGUCGUCGUCCGGCGUCCGUCGCCUUCCCGACGACGGCGGCGGCGCGUCCUCGGGGUUUGUGCUGCUCAACGAGUCCAUGAUUUGUAGCAGGUGCGUAUCCCGUCGGUCGAACAUGUCUUUGCGUUCGCGCGCCUUUGUGCAUGUCGCCAGAUCUCCCAUGAACAUAGUCAUGGCCCUUCUUUCCCUCACGUGCUCCCGAUUCAAAGCCUCGGCCGCGGCGGCCCGCUCGCGCAGCCGGUCGUUGUCUUUUUUUAGGCUAGCAUUCUCUUCCUCGACGAUUGCCAGCCUGUCCGUCAAUGUAAUCUGACCGACGACGCUUAAAGGUACGGACUCCUCGCUGUUCGGCGGCGGCGCAGCGGCGCUCAUCGUGCGCUGGCCUCCUUCGAUUGAUGCAGUAGGCUUGUGCGCGCGGCCGCACGCAGUUGUGCUGUUUUCAACGGUCGAUGUAGGUCAGUAAACGAUGCUACAACUGUUGCCAAAACGUUUUGCGACGGAGCAAUCGCCUAUGCAGCUGCCACUCU